AUGGCCGAGCGCACGCCCCAUGCCUCGGCUCGGGCGCGGGGCCCAGGAGACACUCUUGGCCCCGUCGCCCUGCAGAAGCCCGCGGCCGCGGACCCCGAUGCCGCUCCCGAGUCGCUCGCCCGGUCCCCGACGCCCACCGCCCGCCCGGCCUCGGCAGCGUCGCGCCUCGGCGCCGCGCCGGUGCGCUGCGGCCCGGCGGCGCUCGGCGGGAAGGCGUGCCGCCGACUGCCCUCCGCCAGCUACUGGUCUGCGCAGCUCGCCCUGAACCGCGGCGCCUUCGACAGGUUCCAGGCGCCGAGGCCCCGCCGGGCGUUCUCGCCGCCGCCGCGGGGGGCGCGCGGGGGCGGGGAGGCCCCCCUCUGCGCCGCGGGGCCUGGCUGCGGCGGCCGUGCCACGGGCCCUGCGGCACCUGGAGGCCAGGCGGGCCCCCUCGGGCCCCAGGGGCCCGGCGGCGCUGGCAGGGGCGCGGGGCUCGGGGUCGAGGACGCCGGCCCGUGGGCCGGGUCGCCCGCGCUGGCGCUGCGCAGGGGCCUGGCGCGGGUCGUGACGGUGUGA
This is a messenger RNA of Prorocentrum cordatum, 555 nucleotides long. NCBI's taxonomy places the organism in Eukaryota, Dinophyceae, Prorocentrales, Prorocentraceae. The record is from the annotation of a GenBank genome assembly.